AUGAUGUAUCCUCAAGUCCUCAUUUCAGGCCUCAUACUCCUUCCAGCUGCUGUAGAUUCCUUCCCACAAGUGCAUGGAGUGGUGGGUCACCCUGUCACCCUGCCAUGCACAUAUCCAGUGUCUAAUGGAAUGUCAUCCAUGUGCUGGGGCCGAGGGGAAUGUACUUCUGAUACGUGUGGACAAACACUUAUCCGGACUGAUGGACACAAAAUCUACUAUUGGACAAACAACCGCUACCAGCUGAAGAGUCAGCUUCUUCAAGGAAAUGCGUCCUUGACAAUAGAGAGUGUCUCUGAGAGUGACAGUGGUGUCUACUGCUGUCGAGUGGAAGUAAAGGGACAGGAUGGUGUGCAGAGCCUGAACAUCUCACUGCAAGUUCAACCAGUUUGGACCUCUACCGUGACAUCCUCACCCAACCCUUGGAAUAUUCACACAGAAGUGAAUCCUACAGAAUCCCCACUGACGAUCCUCACCAAGGGCUUCUAUAUCGGAAUCUCCGUGUCUGCUGUGCUGCUGAUUCUUGCGAGCAUCCUGACUAUCAUACGUGACAACUCAAUUGCCUUCCAUGCUUAUCGAAAUGAAGCAUUUGAAAGUGAGGUGCCGCCCCACGUCGAAGAUACAGUCUCUGUUACUGAAGAUGGUUUUCAACCAACGAUUAAAUCCCAGUUGCCUUCUGAGGCGCCAUCACCUCAAAGCUGCAGGAAAAAGUAG
Meriones unguiculatus (Mongolian gerbil) is the source of this 711-nucleotide messenger RNA. Its product is annotated as hepatitis A virus cellular receptor 1 homolog. Gene Ontology annotation, molecular function: phosphatidylserine binding; virus receptor activity. Gene Ontology annotation, cellular component: cell surface. NCBI's taxonomy places the organism in Eukaryota, Metazoa, Chordata, Mammalia, Rodentia, Muridae. Bases 1 to 711 code for a protein of 236 amino acids. Gene Ontology annotation, biological process: positive regulation of mast cell activation; phagocytosis, engulfment. The transcript is spliced from 5 exons. The record is from RefSeq and is a predicted model, not a curated record.